AUGCCAGUCGGCGGCACUUACCAUUUUUCCAAAACCCUCGACCGCUUCCAUUUGGUCAAGGAAGAAAGCCGGAGCGAAGAAAACUUCAUAUUCGAAUUUUUAGGAUCAAAUUGGUACCAUCAAAAUGCCACUGCCCGAAAAGGAAUGCGCAUUGCCAUCGAGGAAUUUAAUAACAUCAUGGCGCCCGUAUACUUCCGGAACGAAGAGUUGGGAUCUGACGAUUUUGAGCUACUUGGCACUAGUGAUAAGGAGCUGGAAUAUGUCGUUCCGAGAGACCGCGUUUUUAUGGAACAGUUCGAUUGGGCUGCCCUGCAAUUGCCUGUUCUUGGAGCCCAAUUAUCGAUGACGUCGAAAGAAAAA
This is a messenger RNA of Mesorhabditis spiculigera, 360 nucleotides long. The record is from the annotation of a GenBank genome assembly. NCBI's taxonomy places the organism in Eukaryota, Metazoa, Nematoda, Chromadorea, Rhabditida, Rhabditidae.